AUGGCGCUCGCCAGCCCGACAACUCCACAUUCCGAUAACGUCCAAGACGUCGCACAGUCUCGUCAAGACGGAGUGAACUUCUCAAUCACGAGGGUCGAUAGUAUUCUGCGUGGUGACAUGCCCUGUCUUUCGGAUUCUCACGCCACCGAGUACGUACACCGUUCAUUCGUUCCUAGCAUCGAAUACUUUCCCGUUGGUGUGGAAAUGAAUACUGCCGUGUCACCCGCGAAUGCACCUCACGGACCUGGCCGCGCAAUUUACCUCGUUCGAUCUCUCAUUUGCCCAUCUACCCAGCGCUUCGAAACUUCAGCACGUUGCCACAUAACCGCCUGUCUCACUCUUCUACUGCAAGCCCAGCCAACACUGGACAUAACAAGCGCACAUAGUCAUACGACACUACUGCUCAGAACCGAGUGGGUCUCAGGAGAGUAUGAGGAUAUUGGGAGCCGGGGAGCCCUACAUUGA
Parastagonospora nodorum SN15 is the source of this 465-nucleotide messenger RNA. RefSeq lists its product as hypothetical. The coding region runs from base 1 to 465 and encodes 154 amino acids. The transcript has 2 exons. The record is from RefSeq and is a predicted model, not a curated record. Lineage: Eukaryota; Fungi; Ascomycota; Dothideomycetes; Pleosporales; Phaeosphaeriaceae.